Sphenostylis stenocarpa is the source of this 1092-nucleotide messenger RNA. NCBI's taxonomy places the organism in Eukaryota, Viridiplantae, Streptophyta, Magnoliopsida, Fabales, Fabaceae. The record is from the annotation of a GenBank genome assembly.
AUGGCCACACUCAAGACCCUUUGCUUCAGAGCAACCACCUUCCCCGUCUGCCCCUCCAAUGUCACCAAUAAUAAAAACACCAGGAGCUCAUCCUGGAAGCCUCCACGAGCAGCUGUGCAACCCAGUUUGCACCUCCCAAUGCGCAGUUUUGAGUUGAAAAAUAGGACUUCCGCAGAGGACAUAAAGUGUCUGAGGUUGAUAACUGCCAUCAAAACUCCAUACCUACCUGAUGGUCGAUUUGAUCUGGAAGCAUAUGAUGAUUUGGUGAAUAUGCAGAUUGGACAAGGGGUCGAAGGUGUUAUUGUUGGUGGGACAACUGGUGAAGGGCAAUUAAUGAGCUGGGAGGAGCACAUAAUGCUCAUUGCACAUACAGUCAACUGUUUUGGUGGGAAAAUUAAGGUUAUUGGAAAUACUGGAAGCAACUCCACCAGGGAAGCAAUUCAUGCCACCGAGCAGGGUUUUGCUGUUGGAAUGCAUGCUGCCCUUCACAUAAACCCUUACUAUGGCAAAACCUCCUUGGAUGGCAUGGUUGCUCACUUUCAAAGUGUGCUUUCAAUGGGACCCACAAUAAUCUAUAAUGUGCCUUCACGAACUGGUCAAGACAUUCCUCCACAUGUAAUUCAAACCUUAGCUGAAAGUGCUAACUUGGCUGGUGUCAAGGAGUGUGUGGGAAAUGAUCGGAUCAAGCUGUAUACAGACAAUGAAAUUGUUGUGUGGAGUGGGAAUGAUGAUCAAUGCCAUGAUGCUAGAUGGGGUUAUGGAGCUACUGGAGUGAUAUCUGUUGCAAGCAACCUGAUUCCUGGUUUAAUGCGGGAACUCAUGUUUGGUGGUGUAAAUCCUACACUAAAUUCUAAGCUAUUACCUUUGAUUGACUGGCUUUUCCACAUGCCAAACCCCAUUGGUUUGAACACUGCUCUUGCUCAGCUUGGGGUUGUCAGGCCCGUUUUUAGGCUACCAUUUGUACCUCUUCCUGUGGAGAAAAGGAUAGAAUUCGCCCAUAUAGUGAAGGUAAUUGGUCGAGAGCAUUUUGUUGGAAAUAAAGAUGUUGAGGUUCUUGAUGACGAAGACUUUUUCUUGGUCAGUCGUUAUUAA